GGGUCUCUUGUUAUCAGACAGGACAUUAGCUGCUGGAUGAUCAUAUGAGCCCUUCACAUGAACAUACCUGGACAGAAGUGUCACUGAAACGGACUGCAACGAGACAACAUGGAGUACACAUUCAGAGCUGUAACUCGCAACCCCGGGAUUAUAAUCUGGAGAAUUGAGAAAAUGGAGCUGGUUCAAGUUCCUGAAAAAUCGUAUGGAAAUUUUUACGAGGGCGACUGCUAUGUCCUUCUAUUUACGCAGAAGCUGAAAUCUGCUUUGAGCUACAACAUCCACUACUGGAUUGGCUCCGAGUCCUCUCAGGACGAGCAGGGAGCAGCUGCUGUGUACACCGUCCAGCUUGAUGACUUUUUAGGCUCCUCUCCGGUCCAGUACAGAGAAGUUCAGAACUACGAGUCAGACACUUUCAGGGGCUACUUCAAACAGGGAAUAAUAUAUAAGACGGGGGGCAUUGCAACGGGCAUGAGACACACUGAAACCAACACCUACAACAUUGAGAGGCUGCUUCACGUGAAGGGAAAGAAAAGAGUGGUUGCCAAAGAGGUGGAGAUGAGCUGGAAGAGCUUCAACCUUGGAGAUGUCUUUCUGUUAGACCUUGGAAAAACUAUUGUGCAGUGGAACGGACCAAAGAGCAACAAACAGGAAAGGCUCAAAGGCAUGUUGCUGGCCAAAGAUAUCCGAGACAGAGAGCGAGGAGGCCGAGCAGAGAUCAGAGUGAUCGAGGGGGAUGCAGAAAGCAGCUCUCCUCAGAACAUGGAGCUCAUGAACAGUGUUCUUGGUGAAAGAACCUCGGGCCUGACGGAGGGGAAGCCAGAUGAAGUCGUCGACCAGGAAAUGAAGGCUAACCUCACGCUUUACUGUGUGUCAGAUGAGGACGGUCAGAUGAAGGUUGUGGAGGUCGCAACAAGACCUCUGGUUCAGGAUCUGCUCAACCAUGAUGACUGCUACAUUGUGGACCAAGGUGGGCUGAAGCUUUUCGCAUGGAAGGGAAAGAAAGCAAACAAAGCUGAAAGACAGGCGGCCAUGUCCAGAGCUUUGGACUUCAUCAAAUCAAAGAACUACCCGAUGACCACCAAUGUGGAGUCAGUGAAUGAUGGGGCGGAGUCGGCUGUCUUCCGGCAGCUUUUCCAGAAGUGGACUGUAAAAGAUCAGAGUCAAGGCCUUGGAAAAACAAACACCAGGGGGAAAAUUGCUCAUGUCACACAAGAGAAAUUUGACGCCUCACUGAUGCACACGAUGCCAGAGGUUUCUGCUCAGGAGAGGAUGGUGGACAACGGGACGGGUCAAGUGGAGGUGUGGAGGAUUGAGGAUCUAGAGCUUGUCCCAGUGGACCCAGAAACGUACGGAUACUUCUAUGGAGGAGACUGCUACCUGAUCCUUUACACCUACCAGGUUAACAGCAGGAAGUGCUAUCUACUUUACAUAUGGCAGGGGCGUCAUGCCUCACAGGAUGAGCUGGCUGCCUCUGCGUUUCAGGCUGUGAGCUUGGAUCAAAAGUACAACGACGAACCAGUUCAAGUGAGAGUAACUAUGGGAAAGGAACCGAGACACUUUAUGGCCAUUUUCAAGGGGAAAAUGGUCAUCUUUGAGGGGGGCACCUCUAGAAAAGGCUCCUCUGAACCUGCACCUCCAAUAAGAUUGUUUCAGGUUCGGGGUUUUGACUCAUUUAAUACAAAAACCAUAGAGGUUCCAGCCCUGGCCUCCUCUCUGAACUCCAACGAUGUGUUUCUACUUAACAGCCAGUCAGGAAUUUAUCUGUGGUGUGGAAAGGGUUCAAGCGGGGAUGAGAGAGCCAUGGCGAAAGAGGUGAGCGCUGUGAUCGGUCAGGGCUCGCAAAGAACCUUUGAGGAGAUCGUGGCGGAGGGUCAGGAGCCCGUUGAGUUCUGGGAACUGCUUGGAGGCAAAGCUCCUUAUGCGAAUGACAAAAGGUUGCAGCAGGUGGUCACAGACCACGAGCCACGCCUGUUUGAAUGCUCCAAUAAGACGGGUCGCUUCAUUGUGAGUGAGGUAACUCAGUUCACACAGGAUGACCUCAGCGAGGAUGAUGUCAUGCUGCUGGAUAUAUGGGACCAGUUGAUUCUGUGGAUCGGUAAAGAGGCCAAUGAGGUGGAGCGCAAAGAAGCGGUGAUCACAAGCCAGGAGUACCUGCGCACCCACCCAGGAGACAGAGAUCCAGACACGCCCAUCGUCAUGAUCAAACAGGGGUUCGAGCCGCCCACGUUCACUGGCUGGUUCGCCGCCUGGGAUCCGUCAAAAUGGAGCGGAGGAAAGAGCUACACAGAGCUGAAGGAGGAGCUAGCAGAAGAUGCGGCGCCUGUUAUUGUUAAAGCUGAGGAGAGCAUCGCUGAGAAGGAAAAAAUCUUUCAGACCUUUCCACCAGAUGAACUGAUCAACAAGCAGAGCAGCGAGCUUCCUGAAGGAGUCAAUCCCCGUGAGAAGGAGAAACACCUCGGUGACGCGGACUUCCUCUGUGUAUUCGGGAUCUCCAAAGACGACUUUGUGAGCCUGCCGCAAUGGAAACAACUGAAGCUGAAGAAGGAGAAAGGCCUGUUUUGA
Messenger RNA from Nematolebias whitei (Rio pearlfish), 2562 nucleotides. It is a transcript of the gene avil, whose product is annotated as advillin. Bases 109 to 2562 code for a protein of 817 amino acids. The transcript is spliced from 20 exons. Gene Ontology annotation, biological process: cytoskeleton organization; actin polymerization or depolymerization; barbed-end actin filament capping. Gene Ontology annotation, cellular component: actin cytoskeleton; cytoplasm. The record is from RefSeq and is a predicted model, not a curated record. Gene Ontology annotation, molecular function: phosphatidylinositol-4,5-bisphosphate binding; actin filament binding. Lineage: Eukaryota; Metazoa; Chordata; Actinopteri; Cyprinodontiformes; Rivulidae.